GGCCUCCAUCACGUGGGAAGACCGCCGCGGGUCCUUCCAGCAGCCGCCGCGCUUCGUCGCGCACGGAGAGGGAGGCAGCCGGCGGCGCGCGGCACCGGGAACGGCGGCAGAAGCGGCCCUGGCCGAGCGGCUUCUGCUGCCCGUCUGCUGCCCCCCUCCCGCGGAGCUCCGCUGGAGCGAGUGCCUUGCGAGGAACUUUUCUCUGGAAGCGAACCAUGAAGCCGCUGCUGCUCCUCGUGCUGGUCCACUUCUGCCUUUGCGCGCAGUUGGGGAGCACCCAAGAAAACAAUUCUACCACCAAUUCCACUCUCCACCCUACAGUCACACCAACAAAAAACAUUAAACCAAACAGUACUUCAGCCACCACCAUCCCUAGAAUUGCAACAACCACUACACACACCCGUUCUGUGCCUUCGGAUGUCACAGCCACCACCAUCAAAACCAUGGUGACCACAACACCCAUGAACACCACAGCAUCCAAAAUAAAACCCACCUCACCAGCACGCAAUGGGACCAUGUUGCCUUCCACUCCAGUGACAGUCACUCCAAAAGCUGUAGCACCUCAAGCUGCACCAUCAGGAUUCAGCGCUGGCAGUUUCAUCGGCGGCAUCGUGUUGACACUGGGACUUCUGGCCAUUGGCUACAUUGGAUGCAGAGCUUACCAUGCAAAAAGGGGCGUUCAGUACCGAACCAUUGAUGAACAUGAUGCCAUUAUUUAAAGUCUCAGCUUGAAAGACAAAUGGUGAAACCUCCACUAUGACCCCUGUCUUUGGAACCCCCCUCUGUGCCAGAUGCAGGCCUUGAUGAAAAAUUGAUCACAGCCAUCACAAGAUGCUUAACUCAUUUGUGAUCUGUGCCUGUCUGCAAGAGUCCAAGGGACUCCACGAGGAUUCUGAAUACUUCACAGUGUCUUGUGUGACAUAUAGAUAUUCUUUGGAACACAACUGGUACCUACUGAGCAACCACGUCUUCUUGGAAAGAGCUUAAUAAAAGGAUGCUGCCCAGGUAGCUGGUCUGCACAGAAGAUUAGAAGGCUCCAUUCUCUAACGGAACCCAACUUCUGAUACUGUGUGGUGACCACACUUAAUUUUGCCACUCCGUAAGUUGCAUGGUAAUUUUGUAGAACACACUGGACCAAUAACAAGAUCGUUUUCAGAAAUGGUGGAUGGAUCCAAAACCAACUAAUUUCAAAUUGUUUGCAUUAGAUUUCUGGAAUGAGGUUGUUGAAGGAGGAUUUCUUUUGUUUGUCAAUAAUCUGGAGAAUUUCA
Messenger RNA from Varanus komodoensis (Komodo dragon), 1268 nucleotides. It is a transcript of the gene TMEM123, whose product is annotated as transmembrane protein 123. Gene Ontology annotation, cellular component: cytoplasmic vesicle. NCBI's taxonomy places the organism in Eukaryota, Metazoa, Chordata, Lepidosauria, Squamata, Varanidae. The record is from RefSeq and is a predicted model, not a curated record. The coding region runs from base 216 to 719 and encodes 167 amino acids. The transcript has 5 exons.